Messenger RNA from Varanus komodoensis (Komodo dragon), 5185 nucleotides. It is a transcript of the gene ENPEP, whose product is annotated as glutamyl aminopeptidase. The transcript has 20 exons. The coding region runs from base 178 to 3042 and encodes 954 amino acids. Gene Ontology annotation, cellular component: cytoplasm. Gene Ontology annotation, molecular function: metalloaminopeptidase activity; peptide binding; zinc ion binding. The record is from RefSeq and is a predicted model, not a curated record. Gene Ontology annotation, biological process: peptide catabolic process; proteolysis. Lineage: Eukaryota; Metazoa; Chordata; Lepidosauria; Squamata; Varanidae.
UAGUAGGGAGGUGGCUGGGAGAAAAAGCUGGCAAAGGAGAAGACUGAGAGAGUACUGAACAUAAACGGAGUUUGCUGAGCCAGAACUUGACAGAAAGGAAGGAAGGAAGGAAGAGACAGAGACAGAGAGAGAAAGCUGCAGCAGUGUUACAUUUAGCUGUGAUACAGCUGUUUGGAGAUGCAAGAUAUGGAUUUUGAAGAUGAGACACCAAAAAAAUACUGCAUGAAGAGCAAGCAUGUGGCCAUAAUCUGUGGCACAAUAGUUGCUGUAGGUUUAAUUCUGGGACUUGGAUUGGGGCUUGGACUAAGGCCCAAUGAUACACAGGUGUGCCCACCUUCAGAAGGCAAUGGGCAGAUAACCACAGCAUCUCCCACAAACACAACAUCUCCCACAAACCCAGAGGACCCAGAUCCUUGCCCUGCCAGAAAUGAUGAAACUGGAAACUGGACCCAGUUCAGGCUGCCCACCUAUGUUAACCCAAGUCAUUAUGACCUGGAGCUUCAGCCUGAGAUGGAAGAGGAUCGUUACAAUGGGACAGUCACGAUCUCCAUCCAGUUGGGAAUCAGAACAAGACACUUGUGGCUUCACCUCAGAGAGACGAAGAUUACAGAAAUGCCCCAGCUGAAGACAUCCUCAGGCCAGUUGAUUGCUGUAGAGCAUUGCUUUGAGUACAAGCCGCAGGAAUAUGUGGUGAUUAAAGCAAAAGAAGACCUAACUCCUAGCAUCUAUUUUUUGACAAUGAAGUUCCAAGGCUAUUUAAAUGGUUCCCUGGUUGGAUUUUACCGAACAACCUAUAAGGAGAAUCAAAUAACCAAGAGCAUAGCAGCCACUGACCAUGAGCCAACAGAUGCACGGAAAUCAUUUCCUUGUUUUGAUGAACCUAACAAAAAGGCAACGUAUAAGAUAUCUAUUAUCCACAACAGCUCGUACAAAGCACUGUCAAAUAUGCCAGUGGAGGCUGAAGUUGAAUUGGGUAAUGGCUGGACUCAGACAAAAUUCCAAAAGUCUGUCCCAAUGAGCACUUACUUGGUGGCUUGGGCUGUGCACCAGUUUAAUUUCACAGAAAGACUGUCUUCUCGAGGAGUCCCUCUCCGUGUUUAUGCCCAGCCACAGCAAUUGCACACAGCAAUGUAUGCAGCAAAUGUGACUAAAAUUGUAUUUGAUUUCUUUGAAGAGUACUUCAACAUGACGUAUUCUCUUCCAAAACUGGACAAAAUAGCCAUUCCAGAUUUUGGCACUGGUGCCAUGGAGAACUGGGGACUGAUCACUUACAGAGAAACAAAUCUCCUAUAUGAUCCACAAGAAUCAGCUGCUUCAAACAAGCAAAGGGUAGCAGCUGUAGUUGCCCAUGAACUUGUUCACCAGUGGUUUGGAAAUAUUGUGACAAUGGAUUGGUGGGAUGACUUGUGGCUAAAUGAAGGCUUCGCCAGCUUCUUUGAGUUCAUGGGAGUAAAUGCUGCAGAAAAAACUUGGCAAAUGCUGGACCAAAUUUUGCUUGACGAUCUACUCCCUGUGCUGAAGGAAGACUCCUUGCUUUCCUCUCACCCAAUUGUAGUGGAAGUGUCUUCUCCUGAUGAAAUAACCUCUGUGUUUGAUGGCGUGUCCUAUAGCAAAGGAGCAUCACUUCUCAGAAUGCUUGAAGACUGGAUCACACCAGAAAAAUUCCAAGCUGGCUGCCGGCAAUAUCUGAAAGAACAUCAUUUCAAAAAUGCAAAAACAGACGAUUUCUGGAGAGCACUGGCAGAGGCAAGUGGUCAACCAGUCAAAGAUGUGAUGGAUACUUGGACCAAGCAAAUGGGGUAUCCUGUACUGAAUAUGCAUCCAAAUCAUACAAUCAUGCAGAAGCGUUUUCUUCUGGAUCCUACAGCAGACCCUUCCCAGCCACCUUCUCCAUUCAGUUACACAUGGAAUAUUCCAGUGAAAUGGUAUGAAGGGAACAUAAGCAAUACAACAUUCUACAAUAAAUCAGAAUUAUCAGGAAUUACCAUCCCUCGCCGCAUUCCCAAUACUUUCUUGAAAGUGAAUGAGAAGCACAUUGGUUUUUAUCGUGUCAACUAUGAAACGCAAGCCUGGAAUGACUUAGCCAAUAUUUUGGUGAAUAACCAUCAGAGUUUUCAUCUGACUGAUCGUGCUGGCCUUUUAGAUGAUGCAUUUGCAUUGGCCAGGGCUAACCUUCUGAAUUAUUCUUUUGCUUUGAACCUAACAAAAUAUUUGGAAAGAGAAAAUGAAUACAUACCAUGGCAAAGAGCAGUAGAAGCUGUAUCCUAUAUUCAGGACAUGCUUGAGGAUGAUGAUAAACUGUAUCCCAAAUUUCAGGAAUACUUUCGGAGACUAGUCAAGCCCUUAAUAAGUCAGCUGGGAUGGCAGAAUGAUGGAGAUCAUAUCAAAAGUCUCCUUCGUGUGACAGUCCUAGGCUUUGCAUGCAGCAUGGAUGACCUAGAGACUUUGACUAAUACAUCUCAAUUAUUUAAUGAAUGGCUAAAAGGAACAAACAUUUCCUUCACUGUUAGUCUAGAUGUAAAUCUCCGCCUCUUGGUGUACCGCUAUGGAAUGAAGAACUCUGGUAAUGAAGAAGCAUGGAAUUAUAUGUUUGAGAAAUAUCAAAAUGCAACAUUAGCUCAAGAAAAGGAAAAGUUGCUAUAUGGCCUGGCAUCUGUGAAAAACAUCACCUUAUUGAACAGAUUUUUAGAGUGCAUCUAUGAUUCAAACCUCAUUAGAAGUCAAGACGUGUUCACUGUCUUGAGGUACAUCUCCUAUAACAGCUAUGGCAAGACGAUGGCUUGGGACUGGGUACGGAUCAACUGGGAAUAUUUAGUUGCCAGAUACACUCUCAAUGACAGAAACCUUGGGCGCCUAGCAUCAAGAAUAACAGAAAUGUUCAAUACAGAUCUCCAGCUUUGGCAGAUGGAAAAUUUCUUUGCAAAAUACCCGAACGCUGGAGCUGGAGAAGCAUCCAGAAAACAGGCUAUUGAAACUGUGAAGAGCAAUAUUGAAUGGCUAAAGAAACACCGAGAAGAGAUAGCAACAUGGCUUGGCAACUGACCUGGCCUUGCAACAUUUUUUAUUUUUUUCCAUAUCAACUCUCAGGACUUUAUUUUCAAAGUGCCACCACAUGGGUAUUUGUAGAAAUCUUAAUUCCAGAUAAUGCUGCCAACUUUGGGAUAUAUUAAUUUAUUGAUAUGUAUGUUCAAACUAGCCAGAUCACAAUUCUAGAAUGAUCUUACAAGCAUUUCUUAUUUACUAAUACAUUUGUUCCCAUUUUAGUGGGACUACUUAUAAUGUAUAAAAUUAUCAGUAUCUCAAAGAUAACAAAAAGACCUCCAUCCUUUUUGUGAGGAUCGCUGUUGUGUGUAUUGAUCACACACUCAACUCUUAAAGCAAUUCCUUUGUUUAUACAAAAAACAUACUAUUCCAUGUACUCAAAAGGCCUUUCCAAACAUACCUUAACAGUGAUCCAUUCCAAAGGGAGAAAUUAGAUCAGAAACAUUUUCUUAAAGGAAGCUAUAUAGGAAAUAAGCAUGGCUUUAUAAAACAAGCCUCAAGCAUAAUCUGUUCUCCUGGACGACUGUUAUUUUUUUUUUUCCAAUUAAAAAUUGCUUUCAGCCCACGUACGUUGUCCCAAGAGAUGUGGGAGAAGCCAUAACUUAGAGGAACAGUACAUGCUUCAAUAUAGAAGAUUCUGAAUGACAUCCAGAUUUAGUCCUGCUUAGACUCAAUGCAUAGAAAUCAAUGGGCUUGAGUAGCUGUGACUCACUUCAGUGCUGUUGAUUUCAGUAGGUCUGCUUUGGAAGGACUAAAAGCAGGAUUCAACCUGCAACAUUCAAGCAUCUCAGGUAUAAAUCUAUAGGCAGCAGCCUCGGCAUUCCUCUUCCCGGAUCACUGGAAGGCUGCCACAAGUGCAGUGCUGAAGGAACUAGACCAAUGGUCUGAUCGAGGCAGCUCGUGUCUCUGUUUAUAGGUGAAGAUAUAGCUAGGCAAUUCAUGGACAUUGGUAUGGUAGCUACAUGUGCAAAUCUAGUCUAAGUUCACAUGAAGGUAAUUAGUUAUCUUCAUCUUUCAAUAAUCAUUCUAGGCACUUCUUUUGAUGUAAGUGCUAUGGAUGCCUUACUAGUCAGCAUCAGGAUGCAUGGCAAAGACCAGUCUGUCGAGAGCAAGUCCAGGGGCCCUAACAAGCCAAGUUCAAGGAGGUGGUGGCAAGCAAUGGCAGCUCUUUCCAUCUCCUUCCAGCCCUGCUAGCAAAAGGAAGCACAGCCAUAGCCUGCCAAGGCAGCCUGUGCAGCCAGGUGCUAUUCAAAGAGAAAGAAGAAGAAACCCCCUGAAUAGCAAGAUAUAAUCCAAUCAAAUGCUCCCUUUGGGGACAUGGCCAAUGAGGAUAGAGGAGUGACAUAAAGACAACUCUGUCACUACUUGGGUGCUCAGAGGCAGCAUCUGGUUGGUUUAGAUUUCUGCUUCCUCAAAGGAAAGCUUAAAAAAAAUUAAAGUGGUACGCCAUGGGGUUGUCAUAGUGUGGCUGUGCAUGAGUUUACUAGGCAGGAUGGAGGAGAAACUGGUACUACUGCCACAGUGUUUACAUUCAAAAGGAGGAAGAGGUAGCUGGCUGGUGGAGGGACCGGCUGGCUGGUGGGGACACCCCCAAAGCUAGCUGCCCUCCUGAGACCACCAAAUCCUAUUGCAAGCAUUUCUUCCCUGUGUCAGCUUCAAUGCGUACACCAGCGGUGGGCUACUGCAGUGGGUGAAGAGGCCAUUUCACCCUCUAGCCCUCCCCACAAUUAGCAAAAGUAUGCAAAUAUUGAAUAAAAAUACUUUAAAGACUGCAAAUGGGUCGAAUUUAGUUUGCUUUGAGCCACUGUAGGGCAUGAAAAGGGUCAGACCUAAUUUCAAGACAAAGUAAAUUUGUUCCAUUUCGUGUUCUGUAACACUAUUGUGGAUUUAGAUUUUUUUUCUUUUUGCAAGUUCAGCAGGGACUUGUAGUACUUUUGUUGUCCACCCCUAAUUUAUGUAAUCAAGAGUCGCCGUCAUCCUAGGAAGACUUUCUACAGCCCAGCAGCCACUGUCAGAAAGCUCUGAUGGGCAAUCUGGAGCUGAUAGCCAAGUGUUUCUGACUUUGUGUCCGGAUCUGGAGUCACUCGCCUGUUAACAAUGUUGCUGCGGUGACACAGGUCACAUGCCCUACAGUUCCACACAU